Micromonas pusilla CCMP1545 is the source of this 1535-nucleotide messenger RNA. RefSeq lists its product as uncharacterized. The record is from RefSeq and is a predicted model, not a curated record. Bases 1 to 1503 code for a protein of 500 amino acids. Gene Ontology annotation, molecular function: ubiquitin-protein transferase activity. NCBI's taxonomy places the organism in Eukaryota, Viridiplantae, Chlorophyta, Mamiellophyceae, Mamiellales, Mamiellaceae. Gene Ontology annotation, biological process: protein ubiquitination. The transcript has a single exon.
AUGUCGAUAUUCGACGCGCUGCGGCGCGACGCGGACUUGCGUCGUCGCCGGGGCGCGCGCGACGGCGACGGCGACGGCGACGUCGACGCGGUCGGCGACGCGGUCGUCGAACGCGAGGAGGGAUCUGACGCCGCGGGGGCGCCCCCGCCUUUCGACGCGCGCGACGCGUCCAACGCGUCCGCUGCCGCCGCCGCUGCCGCCGCGGCGGCCGCCGACGACGACGACGAGCCCGAGGCGCUGUGCUGCCCGAUCACCAAGGUCAUGUUGCGCGACCCGGUCUUCCUCGCCGGGAGCGGGAACACGUACGAGCGCGACGCCAUCGAACGAUUCUGGCGCGGCAGCGGAGGCUCGCGAGGACGGAAGCGCGACCCGCUCACGAACGCGCGCGUCGCCAACGCGUCGCUGUUCACGAACUGGGACAAGCGACGCGAGGUCCAGGCGUGGCUCUCGCGAAACGAAGGCAAAGUCCCGGAAGGGUGGGCCUCGCGCGACGACGUCCCUCCCGCGAAGGAGACGACGGACGACGCGCGAAGGAGGAGCAAAAACGGAGGAGGAGGAGGAGGAGGAGCGCGGCGGUGGGCGACCAUCGCCGUCGCCUUCGUCGUCUCGUCGAUCGUCAUCGUCGCGUUCCAAGCCGGGGCCGUCGAACGCGCCUGGCGGCGCGGCUGGGAGUGGCGGCGGUCGAUAGGAUGGCGCGCGCCGCACUCGGGCGGCGGCGGCGGCGGCGGCGACGACGGCGACUCGGGGCUAUUUUUCGGCGGGUCGACGAAUCGCGAGAUGAAAACGCGGCUGCGAUGGGAGAGCGCGUUGAUAGAACGGUUCGGGGAGGACCGUUUCAAAACCAUGGCACCCAUCGCGCCGCCGCACGGGAGCCGGAUACGCGCCAUGAGCGGCCCUCACGGCGAGCUCGCGAUUCUGAUCCCCCCCGGCGGCGUCUUCAACGCCGGCGCCGUCGCGGAGACCGCGUUCACCGGCGCGUGGACCGCCAUCACCGCGGCGUGGACGUACGGCGCGAUGAUCGGUCCGUCGCCGCUGUUCGCACUCUUCUCCGUGCCGUUCUGGGGCGUCGGCGCGCACCUCGGGAAGACGGUCGCCGCGGCGAUGUUCGAGUCGACGCGCGUGGAUUUUGUUCCGCCGGCGGCGGCGCCGGCGGCGCCGCCGCCCGGCGACGUGCAUCGUCGCGGACUCCGACCGCCGCCCGCUCGUGAGGAGCUCGGUCGGUUUCACUACUCGCGCGAGGCGUUCGGGCGAGAGCUCGCGCGCGCGGAUGGCCCGCUUGGGGCGAUAUCGGGACUGAACGUCGUGACGCGGACGCACGUGAACGACGUCCCGACGACGACGCUGAACCUCUUCGUCGGCGUCGAGACGUACGAGAUGGGCGUUGGCGUCUCGGAGGUGGAGCAGCGAUGGAUGCGCGCGACCGCGCUGGAGGCGCUCGCGAGGGCGCGCGUGUUUCUUCCGCGAGGCGGCGGCCGGCGCGAGUUCGUGAGUAGAGACGCGUGACGAUUUUUUUAGCACAAAAAAAAUUUCACUCC